This is a messenger RNA of Eucalyptus grandis, 2658 nucleotides long. Its product is annotated as putative inactive disease susceptibility protein LOV1. The coding region runs from base 1 to 2658 and encodes 885 amino acids. Gene Ontology annotation, biological process: defense response to other organism. The transcript is spliced from 2 exons. Gene Ontology annotation, molecular function: ADP binding. The record is from RefSeq and is a predicted model, not a curated record. Lineage: Eukaryota; Viridiplantae; Streptophyta; Magnoliopsida; Myrtales; Myrtaceae.
AUGGAGGCAUCUGAGGGACAGAGACCCCGAAAUCCUCUGGCAAAGACUUUGUCUUGGGUCUGCUCGGGAUCUUCUCGGAGCCGACAACCAGGAAAGGGCGAGACGGGCAAGAUGUUGGCUCCAGAAGUUGGAACCUCACGGCUCAAUGCCAAGAGGAGCAUUGUAGCUUCAUCACCAAGCGAACUGCCCCAAGCAAGGAAGAUGAAGGAUGAGUCCCAUAUUUGGGGUCGCGAAGAUUUUGCGAAAAAACUCGUGUCGCAGUUGAUUGAUGAAAAAGGCGAAUGUGCCAACCUGAGAGUGAUUUCGGUGGUCGGUGAGGGAGCCAUCGGCAAAACAGCUCUAGUGAGGAGCGUCUGCAACGGAGCAGACGUUAAGAAUCAUUUCGACUGCUGUGCUUGGGUCCGGGUUGGGCUGGAGCCUAACCUGGUUCAUCUCAUGGUCGAUUUGGUCAAGCAGCUGAGGGUCCCGAGAUUGCAAGACGUGGAUCAUAUGGACAAGAAAAAGCUGUCCGAUUUGCUCCUAGGAGUCCUGAUGAAGUGCCGUUAUCUGAUAGUGCUGGAUGACUUGUGCGAUCUCCAUCUCAUGGAUAAGCUCAUAAUAAAGGUGCUUGCAGACUCGAGGAACGGGAGCAGAGUAAUCAUCACGACUCGUAACACCAAAAUACCCUCUUCCAUCGAUUCCUGGUAUUCCGAGCAUCUCGAGUUGAGGCCUCUCGACCAGGGACAGAGCAACAAGUUAUUGGAGGAAAGCAGCGGAGCUUUUGAUGGGGUCGAUCUGUACGGAAAACUCCCCCAUUUCAAAGAGAGGAUCCUUUGCAAAUCGGGCGGUUCUCCCGCAAAGAUCCUUCUACUUGGAGGACUUCUAUCCACCACCACGUUGAGAAGAUGCACCGAGCUUCUCAAUCAGCUUCCCGAUGACCCCACAGUUCGGGAUGUUAUGGAUUUGAGUGUUAAUGACCUUCCAGAAGGGUUGAAGAAAUGUGCUCUGUACUUGGCUCUGUUCCCUAAGGAAUCUGAGAUUCCCAUGAGGAGGCUCUUCAGACUCUGGUCAGCUGAAAAUCUCGUAUCUUCAGCGUUGGAGAGCAGUGCAGAGGAAUAUUUCGAGAUUCUAGUGUCUAGAAACAUGGUCCAUGUAACUCGACAGAAAUUGGACGGGAGUGCCCGAUCAUGCCGCUUGCCUGGAUCGUUGUACGAUGUCUUUUAUCAGAUGGCAAAGAAUGAAAAAUUCUUCAAUAUCUACGACUGUUCUAUUCAUGAGGAAGGAAAGUUCGAUGCGCCGCGUAUCGCCAUACAUAGGGAUAUUUCUGCAGGAGGAGAAGCGAAGGCGCAAAUAAAUGUGCCAGGAGCAGGACGAGAGCGAUCAGAAAUACAUGCACAAGAAGCACACUUCACCCCCACCGAGCCACAUCAAAGGAUGUCCGCCAAGGACAAUUCCACACCAUGCGGCAUCCAACAACUUUGUUCUUAUGUGUCAUUCAACACCAUGAAGCUAGGAACACGGGCCGGAGAGAUAGUGGCGUUACUUAAACCACUAGUGCCGAAGAGGGACUCGAGUUUGUUGAGGGUACUUGAUCUUGAGGGUGUCUACAAGCCUUUGCUUCCGGAGGAGCUUGGCAACAUAUUGCCGAACCUAAAGUACUUGGGACUGAGAUGGACUCUCCUUGAAAGGCUUCCGAAGUCAGUGGCACAAUUGCCUUGCCUGGAAACUUUGGAUCUGAAGUACACUAACAUAUCCAGUCUACCGGAAUCAAUCUUGGAGGCAGAGAAUCUGCGACACCUCCACAUGACCAAGGUGGACUUGGAUGACUCCGCUCGUCGUCUGUUGGAUUCCAAGAAAUCAUUAAACUGUAACAUCCAAACCAUUUGGGGCUUAGUCAUAAAUCAUGAUGAUAGUCCCAUGUUGGAAGUGUUGGGCAAGUUGACAGGCCUAGUGAAGCUGGCUCUGAAGUGGGAUGGCCAGUUGGUAUCGGAAGCAACCGAGUAUAUUUUGAAUCUGGAGAUGCUUAAAUCCCUCAAAUUGGAAUUGGAUGUUUCAUCCGGUGAAAUGGGUGACAUGAGCAGGCUCAAGUCUCUUUCCAGCUUGUACUUGCUCGGAGAAUUGCGCAAGGAAAGCUUGUUGGAGUCGGACAUUCCUCCGAACCUAAAAGUACUAACCUUGUCCAAGUCGAGACUAAAAGAGGAUCCGAUGGGAGUCCUGGGGAAGCUGAAAUGUUUGACCACUCUCCGAUUAUUUGCGUUGUCAUACGAAGGCAAGACACUAAGCAUCUCAGAAGGAACAUUUCUGAGCCUCCGUGUAUUGAAAUUGUGGAGGCUGCGUUUUUUGACCGCAUGGACUAUACAGGCAAAUGCAAUGCCGUGCCUAGCAGACUUGGAAAUUAAGGAUUGUGAGAGGUUGAAGACGAUCGAUGGACUGCAGCAGAUCAAUACCUUGGAAGUAAUCACAUUGGUUAGAGUGCCGGAUGAACUCGAGCAAAGGGUCAGAGAUGUGCAGCCGAACGUGCCAAUUAUAGCAAAGGUAUUAGUCAUUGAGUUUGAUACGCAUGCCAAUAACAAAGGCGUGGUGUGCGUCUAUGAGCUGCGAUCUAAAAAAAAUCAGAGGAGCAAUCGGAUGAAGAAGACGGCAAAUGAGGAAAAAGACGAAGAUGACUAUAGUGAAUGA